This is a messenger RNA of Alternaria atra, 1143 nucleotides long. RefSeq lists its product as uncharacterized. The transcript has a single exon. Gene Ontology annotation, molecular function: 3'(2'),5'-bisphosphate nucleotidase activity. Gene Ontology annotation, biological process: sulfate assimilation. Bases 1 to 1143 code for a protein of 380 amino acids. The record is from RefSeq and is a predicted model, not a curated record. Lineage: Eukaryota; Fungi; Ascomycota; Dothideomycetes; Pleosporales; Pleosporaceae.
AUGGCCUACUCCGCCGAACUUCGCCUCGCCUUGCGCGCCGUACAUCGGGCGUCUCUGCUCACCAAAUCCGUUCUCCGCAGUCUUUCCAAUAACGUGUCUGCAGAGACAAAGGCAGACGACAGUCCCGUUACGAUCGCGGAUUUUGCCGCCCAAGCUCUCCUCAUCUCCGCUUUGCAUGCCGCCUACCCCACAGAUGCGUUUCUGGGCGAGGAGAGCGCUGACGCAUUGCGUCAAAACGAGGCACUUGGUGACCGUGUUUGGCAGCUUGUGCAACAGGCGAAGAACGAGGCUCAUGCAGGUGGCGCCGAGAGUGGUAAAGGAGACGGAAAAUCGGUGCAGGACGAGGAAUUAGCUUCCCCGAAGACUAAAGAAGAGAUGUUUGAGCUUAUCGAUCGGGGAGGUAAAGGAGAAAUCACCAGAAGAGGCCGAGUAUGGGUCAUGGACCCCGUAGAUGGCACAGCGACGUUCAUGCAGGGCCAACAGUACGCUGUUUGCCUUUGUUUGCUCGUUGAUGGCGUGCAACAAGUUGGGGUAAUUGCUUGCCCUAACCUCGCAUAUCCUAUCCAAGGAACUCUCGGCGAAACUUCAAUCCACGAAGACCGCGUUGACAAAGAUGGCUUCGGCGUCGUACUAUCCGCCGUCAAGGGACAAGGAACCUUUAUCCGUUCUAUGAACGCUUCUACCUCCGCCGGACUAGGAGAACCCCGACACGUAGAUUUGACCACUCUACCUCAAAAGAAGCCAUCAGAACUGAAUUUCGUCGAAGCAACACUAGGCAAGACAUCACUCUCCCAACCUGAACACAAUGCCGUCGCUACCUCGCUCGGUGCUCAAUGGCCAGGCACGAUUCUUUGGUCUCAGCAAAUGAAAUACGUAGCUCUUACCCUUGGUGCUACAGACGUCAUGGUGCGCAUCCCCAAGACCCUGGACCGCUUUACUUAUAUUUGGGACCACGCGGGCGGCCACCUCCUUUUCCAAGAAGCGGGCGGAGUUAUUAGUGACUUUAAAGGCGAACAAAUCGACUUUGCAAACGGACGAAAGAUCACAGGACAGAGGAACUGGGGUAUGAUCGCUUGUAUGCCUGGGCUAUUUGAGGAGGUCGGGAAGGCGGUAAAGGAGGUGCUGAAGAAGAGGGAUGGUUAA